This is a messenger RNA of Xiphophorus maculatus (southern platyfish), 2048 nucleotides long. RefSeq names its product death-associated protein kinase 3-like (gene dapk2a). Bases 83 to 1567 code for a protein of 494 amino acids. Gene Ontology annotation, biological process: intracellular signal transduction; protein phosphorylation; positive regulation of apoptotic process. Gene Ontology annotation, cellular component: nucleus; cytoplasm. The transcript is spliced from 9 exons. The record is from RefSeq and is a predicted model, not a curated record. NCBI's taxonomy places the organism in Eukaryota, Metazoa, Chordata, Actinopteri, Cyprinodontiformes, Poeciliidae. Gene Ontology annotation, molecular function: protein serine/threonine kinase activity; ATP binding.
GCAGAGCAGACAGAUCAGGGGGACAUUCUGGACCACGAUGAACACGUGAAGUAGUUUUAUUUUAUAAAGAAAAGCUGCAGCCAUGGAGUUAUUCAAGCAGCAGGAUGUGGAGGAUUUCUAUGAGGUUGGAGAAGAACUGGGCAGCGGCCAGUUUGCCAUCGUGAAGCAAUGCAGAGAGAGAAGCUCGGGUCUGGACUACGCCGCCAAGUUCAUCAAGAAGCGGCAGAGCCUGGCGAGUUCCCGGGGAGUCCGGCGGGAGGACAUCGAGCGGGAAGUGACCAUCCUGCAGCAGGUCCAGCAUCCCAACAUCGUCACUCUGCACGACGUCUACGAGAACCGCACCGACGUGGUGCUCAUCCUGGAGCUGGUCUCUGGCGGUGAGCUCUUUGACUUCCUGGCCCAGAAGGAGUCUCUGACAGAGGAGGAGGCCACUCAGUUCAUCCAGCAGAUCCUGGAAGGAGUGAACUACCUCCACACCAGGAAGAUCGGCCACUUUGACCUGAAGCCAGAAAACAUAAUGCUGCUGGAUAAGAACGUGGCGCUGCCCAGGAUCAAGCUCAUUGACUUCGGCCUCGCCCACACCAUCGAAGCUGGGGUCGAGUUCAAGAACAUCUUGGGAACGCCGGAGUUCGUAGCUCCAGAGAUCGUGAACUACGAGCCGCUGGGGCUGGAGGCGGAUAUGUGGAGCGUCGGCGUGAUCACCUACAUCCUGCUGAGCGGGGCGUCUCCGUUCCUGGGGGAGACCAAGCAGGACACGCUGGGGAACAUCUCCGCUGUGAACUACGAGUUCGAUGAGGAGUUCUUCGGUCACACCAGUGACCUGGCCAAGAAGUUCAUCAGCCAGCUGCUGGAGAAAGACAAGAGGAAGAGGUUAACAAUUCAGGAUGCUCUCAACCACCCGUGGAUUAAGUCCAACGAGCUCAAAGAGGAGAAUAAAACCCAAGAGCCAAAGAAACGGGAACGCCGCCAGCUGAAGACCAAACGUCUGAGGGAAUACACCAUCAAGUGCCACUCCAGCAUGCCGCCCAACAACACCUACGUGAACUUUGAGCGCUUUGCUCAGGUGGUGGAGGACAUCGAUCAGAUGGAGGGCUCGUUCGUCAGCCUGGCAGCGGCCCACGACUCCCUGCAGGAGGACAUCGACGCCUUGGUCUCCAUAUACAACGAGAAGGAGGCCUGGUACAAGGAGGAGAGCGAGGCCGUGCGGCACGAGCUCUCCCAGAUCCGCUACGAGUUCCGGAAGGUGGAGGCGUCCAAGAGGAGCCUGCAGGACGACAUGCAGACCUUCAGCUGCGGCCUGGCCGCCGUCAGCGAGCGCUUCCAGGAGAGGCAGGGCCACUUCGAUGCCCUGCAGCUGGAGCUCAGCAAUGAGCUGAAGUGGGUGCAGGAGGCGGUGGGCUCCCUCCAAGCAAACGGAGGAGGUGGAGGCUACCCCUCCUGCAGCUUCACCACCGUCUUCAACAAUGACGUGAACGAAGCUCUCAAGGAGCUGCUCAGCCGCUCCUGUGGAGGAGAACUGCUGUCCGGAAUCAACCUGGACCUCACCGAGACCGGGCAGCAGCGCUAAAAACACCGAUCCGGGUCUGGGAGGAGGUGUGGGAGGAAGUCCGGUCUGGGAGGAGGUUGGGUCCAGAGUCCUUCCUUCUUUCUUUUUUUUCUUCCUUAUUAUUUUUUAUUGUAUAAUGGACUCAGUGGAUCCAGAACUGUGUGAAGUUGGGUCUGAUUUUGGGUGGAACCUUCAGUGGAACAUGUAGGACCUCUGAUGAUGUGACGCACUUCGGCCUCAUGCUGAGGUUGUGACAUCAUCACGCUCUUGCCGCUCUGCAGCACUCCGGUCCAUCACUUCUGAUCCUGCCUCGCCUCUACUUUCACUAAUGACCACACUAAGAGGCUGCGGCCCGCUGGGCCUUCCUCAGAACCUCUGGGAAUCAGAACCACAGAUCCAAACAGGAUAGCAGACUGUUGGCUAGGCUCAUUCCCAGGAAUGCAGCAGGAAGCAGGCAUGUGCACCGACUGAUGGCACCCUUUGAAUUUCAUUGUCCUUGUGA